Molecule: messenger RNA, 1068 nt
Organism: Acanthosepion pharaonis
Lineage: Eukaryota; Metazoa; Mollusca; Cephalopoda; Sepiida; Sepiidae
Source: the annotation of a GenBank genome assembly
AUGUUUUUUCACUCUCUCAGUACAAUUGUACUGCAAAAAAAUCUACAAUUUAUAGGAAUUUGUCAAAUUCAUAUCGCAUCAGUUAACUUUAAAGGGAUUUUUGCGAUAUUACAACUUCUUUUAACAAAUGGUGCAGACAUCAAUGCCAAGGAUAAAUAUGACCAAACACCACUGAUUCUUGCCUGUGAGAAUGAUAAUCUUGAAUAUGCACGCGUGCUUCUUUCAGAAGGAUGUAAACCUGAUGUGAUUACACCAAGUGGAAAUUCUGCAAUGAAGAUUGCUUGCAAGAAUGCCAAUUAUUGGUUCUCCUCACAUUGUCAUAAGAACAUAUCUGAUUCAAUGAUAGUGCCAGCAGUACAUAUUGCCAAAUGUCUUCUUGGCAAAAUUUCCAGUCUGUCACUGGAAGCAACUUGCUUACCAGCUGCAGUCCAGUUUUCUCAUCAUGAUAUUGUGAAAGAUUUGUUAGAAUGUGGAAUGUCUGUGAAUCAGCCUGAUGAUAAUGGACGUACAGCUUUGGGAUGUGCAUGCAUGGUUGAAUCUGUGGAACCAGAUAUUGUGGAACUGUUGUUGAGAUUCGGCGCUGAUGUCAACCGUGGGGGAAGCUGGGGAAAACAAAAACCCCUUAAGUUUGCUUUUGCUCACAACUCUUUGGAAAAAAUCAAACUCCUUUUGUCAUAUGGUGCUCAGAUAACUUCUGAAGAAAUGACCGAGCUUGUGUCAAUGAACCUCUCACGAUCAAUCUUGGAAAAUCCUGAGGUUAUUAAUUUUUACAGCAAAGAUCUCCGUUCUUGGAGGUUUCUUUUAGCAGCUGGGUUUACACCAACUUUUCAUGGAGCUCCAGGUACAGUUAAUGAUCUGCUAAUGAAACUCAGACAAAUGCAGAAAUGCAGCAGCUACAAUCAAAUUGUUCCCUGGAUCAAAUCCCUGCUGUUUCCACUACGGUCGCUUAAAUCUUGGUGCCGGAUCAGCAUUCGAAGACACUUGAAGUUCAGUAUUAAUGAUAACAUCGAAAAACUUGAGAUUCCUCACAAACUCAAAGAAUAUCUUUUAUUUUCAGAAGUCACUUAA